Messenger RNA from Lachancea thermotolerans CBS 6340, 957 nucleotides. It is a transcript of the gene SFK1, whose product is annotated as Sfk1p. Lineage: Eukaryota; Fungi; Ascomycota; Saccharomycetes; Saccharomycetales; Saccharomycetaceae. The coding region runs from base 1 to 957 and encodes 318 amino acids. The transcript has a single exon. The record is from RefSeq and is a predicted model, not a curated record. Gene Ontology annotation, cellular component: plasma membrane.
AUGUCGCUGUUCAAGAAGCCAGGCAAUUGGUUUUUCAUCGUGCCAUGGGUUGCUUUCAUCCCGUGGUGGGGCAUGCUGGUGGCGAUGCUGGCGUGCUGGGCCGGGCAAGGCCACCCGAUCUACUGGUUCAUGCACACGUCGCAGUUCCCCGUGUACAUCUCGGACAUCGGGGCGACGAACCUGCGGCCGCUGUUCAUCUCGUGCGCCGGGUGGCAGGGCCUGGGCUACUGCGUGUCGCUCGCGUGCGAGUACUUCCAGCGCAGCGGGCGGUGGCCGUUCCAGCGGCGCGCGCUGAGCCACGAGUCGGUCGCGGACCGCGGGUCGACCAGCGCGUCGCAGGACUCCAUCAAGUCCAGCUACGGCGACAUGCUGCGCUCGGCGCGCUUCCUGAUGCCCCCCUACUACACGCGCCACGAGCGCAACUGCAUCUUCGCCAGCUUCGUGCUGGGCGCCAUGGGCGAGGUGUGCCUGCUGAUGUGCUCGAUUUUCUCGACCGCCCACUACCACCGCGUGCACAUCACCAUGGUCGGCCUUUUCUGCGCCUUCAUGUUCCUGUCCGUGUGUUGCAACGUGGCUGAGUACUUCAUGAUGGGCCGGCACUACGCCCAGCUGCACCCGCUCGCCAGCCCGGAGGACAAGCUGCAGGAAACCUCCUGGAACCACUGGGUCGGGUACAAGUUCAACAAGUACACCAUCAGCGCCAUCGCGAAGGUCGUGUGGCUGGCCAGCGCGCUCGCGUGGGCCAUCGCCUUCGGUGCUAUCGACGACGGCUCCAAGAGCGCGUGCUUCGAGUGGCUCCUGGCCUUCUGGUUCGGUCUCUUGUUCAUCAUCAUAUCCGUCGACUUCUACCUUGGCGGGCGCUACAAGUACUCGAAGUACUUCCACCAGGUCACCUCCUUCCAGGGGUACUAUAAGUACGAUCGCCUGCUGCCCACCCCUCGUUACGACACUUUGUAA